Molecule: messenger RNA, 5277 nt
Organism: Cladocopium goreaui
Lineage: Eukaryota; Dinophyceae; Suessiales; Symbiodiniaceae
Source: the annotation of a GenBank genome assembly
AUGGCGACGCCUACUUCACCUUCAAUGGACGCAACUGACCUUGAUGUUCUUGCCAAGGUUGAUUCCGCGCUGAAGUUCCUGAUGGAUGAUAGCGGCGUACCUUUACCGGUGCAACUUUCAUGCUACAAGUGCGGCUUUGAUUCUGUUCGCAUUUUCGCCGGCUUGGAUGACACCCAAGAAGCUGCACGUCAAGCAUUGAAAGCUGAAUUGCCCCUGGAUUACUCUGCGAGCCCAGAGAAGAGACGAAGCAUGGCACUAUUACUUCAUGUGUGCAAUGCUUGCCGCUUGCAGCUGACUGUCCAAGAAAAGCAAAAAUCUGAAGCCAAACUUGGCUUCGGUGCGCGUGUGGUACCCACUACUGGGCAUGCAACCAUGCGUACUGCAGUGGAGGCCACGCAUGGCAAACUAUGCGACCGAGAAGUCCCAUCAAAAUCAUUGCUGGCACAAAAAUUAGAACAAGUGGAAGACAAUUGCCCAGAAGCUGAGGACCUCCGGGAAGUGACCUCUGUGGAAGAUUCCGUGAAAGAAGCUUAUGCUGCCCUCAUUGCUGAUCCUGUUUCCAACACAGUUCGAUUCAAGCCAGGCAAAACUAUGACCACACCCCCAGGGACACCUGAAGAGUUGCGUCUGCGGCAUAGGCGCUUGGGGUUGGCUUGGGAGAUGGCUAAGAGUCGCCACCCUACACGUGCCUGGCUGCCGGCUCGCUGUGUAGAUGCCUUUCGAAAACUGUCUGACCACAUCCUGGGGUCCAAAAUUGCGGGCUUGCGUUUGGCUAACGGCCUCACCCCACCAUGGAGCACCGUGCCCUACAAUUUGGUGCGGACAGCGGAUGCAGACGACCUUGCCAGUGCCUUGGAGAAAGCAUGCAAAGCGCCGGAAGUGACCAGCACCCAUUUCAUUGUGCCGCUUACAAUUGCCGCAGCUGCCCCAAGCAAUGCCCCUUCGGGCCCAGUUUUGGAUCCCGCCCCCUUUGCGCGCGCAAAAGGGAAAGGCAAAGGCAAUGGCAAAACCAGCGUGCUGAAGCCUGUAAGGGAGACAGAAGCUGCAGAGGAAAUAAGCUCAGGCGAAGAUGAGGACCGCAUGCCUAAGCCCAAGCUAGGCGCCGGGCAUUGGGGACAUGGCCCCCCAUUGGUGUCGCGUCUGAUGGGCAAGCGCAAGCCUUUCUCCGAUGGAUUCGGCCUUUGCUCACCUGGAAGGUGGCCACCAGCCAUGCGGCGCACAUCGGCAGACACACCAGCGCUUGCUUUGAUGGAAGCUUUGGGGGUUGAGCUGGAAAAGAAUUUGCGCCAAACAUGCGACAUUCGCAAGUUGGCAAUGCAGCUACUAGCCACAGGUAAGCUUACAGAAUGUCCUUUUGAUGCAGCCACCAUUGAUAAAGGAACUGCUGGGGAUCCGGAUCACCGUGUUUAUUUCACUGCAUCACAAUCCUUUGCAAAAGGAGUACGCCUAGGGGUGGGUGCAAAGCUGCCACGUGUGCCUGCUGUCUUUGAAAGAAAGCAAAAAUGGCGCACACAUGCAGACGAAAAUUCUGGUACAGGGAUCCGCGAUAACUAUAUCAGCGCCGAGCAGCAUGCUGAUGUUGUGCAAGAGCAAUUUCAGCAGGAAGCGCAGCUGGGGGCAAUGACAGAGAUGAGCCUGGUUGAAGCAUGGCGAUGCUUUCCAAACCUGUGUGUAGCCUCGCUGGGAGCUAUUGAGGAAAAGGAUGGCAGCUACAGGGUGAUACAUGAUGGCACGCAUGGGAUAGACGUCAACAGCAAAAUCGUUGUACGUGACCAACUGCGAAAUCCCACGGCAGGGGACUUGCGGACAUUGCUGGAAAUUCUGCCAGGUGCCUUCUUCGCAUUGGCUGGUGACGUCAAGCGCGCCCAUCGUUUGGUAAAGGUUGCUCGGGAGGACUGGGGCUUGCAAGCAUGCAGAUCUGGAGCGCGCGGACCGGAGUGGGUGUUCCAGGCCGAUGAUGUGUCCUCGGCAGAGCCGCGCCCCAAAUACCGGAGGACAUUUUCUUCUGAACAGGUUGAUUCUGCCCGUGCCUUGGAGGAUUCUGAUAGGCGCAAGUGGGCGCGGGAAUGGGGCCGCUGCGCCCUUCAAGUGGCUGAGAAGAGCAGUUGGUUGAAGGAGGCCGCGGAUUUGUCCCCAGAAAACAUCAUCCGCACUUUCUUAGAUCGAGCACCUGCGACGCUGAAGAAGCAUUUGCAGGGCUGGCUUCGUUGGACUGCCUUUUGCUUAUUGUCUGGUUUUGAGGUAGCAGCACCUUCGCUGGCACAAUUAUUUACGUUUCUUGAUAGCUUGGCGGUUGGUUCCUUUUUGGACCGCGGCCGUGGACGCAGGGCCUUCGCUGUAGCAACGCUUGCUGCGCUACAGUUUGGGGCCUGGAAGCUGGGGCUCCCAGUGCUGGGGAACUUGUUGGUUUCUGCUCCAGUGAAGGCUUGGAAAAAGGGAACGGAUUGGCACAAAUCGCUCUGCAGGGAGGCGGUUCCUUUGCCUGUUGCUGUAGUCCAGGGUUUAGAGCAAGCUGCCAGUCAAGGUUCGGAAGAUAACUUGCGUGGCAUGGUCUGGGGCUGCAUGUCAGAUGGCUUCCUACAGAGUGCUUGGGGUGAUCGUUUGUUUCUGCAUAUUCAAGAUAUCCUGCGUAGGCACCCAUCACAAGACUUCUUGUUAGAGUUCAACGGGCGCCCAAUGUCCUACAGCAUGGGUCUUGCACAAUUCAGGCGUUGUUUGCAUAUCCAUGGCGGUGUUGCGUUGGAAGCUUGCUUGACCUUCAGCUUGCAUUCCUUGAAGACAACUUUGUUAACGUAUGCCAGUCAACGUGGCGUGGACCGCAAUUUGCGUGCGGCGCAAGGGCAUCAUCAGCUGAAGGAAAAUAAUGCCUGUGUGGAGCUGUAUGGUAGAGAUGAUGCGCAACCUAUGCUGGAAUGUCAAAAACAAAUCCGUUCAGCAGUGCAGAGCGGCUGGGUCCCCGCAAUUCCUUUACAGCGUGGCUUGGUCUUGCUGGAUACCUCUGCCAAUCCUUGUGUAGACAAUGUGGAGGAACCGUGCCAAGAUGAUAAAACAGAUGUGUCAAGCGACGGGGAGAUCAAUGUCAUUGAAACAAGUUCCAGCGUGUCCUCAGUACCUUCCAGUGAUGUGGAAUCGGUAGGCUCCGACGUGCGGGCAAGUUGUGAUGUAGCCGAUGAGGUCCUUCAUUUUCAAGGGCCUUGGGUAUUAAAUUGCGCCAGCGGUGUGGUCCACAGAGCUUGCUGGACGGAGGAGUCAGACAUUUUUUGCAUCGCCUGCCGCCCCUGUGCUGUGCUGCACCGUGGCUAUGAACUACACCACAAUGGCUGUAUUGCGAUUGUUUACUUGAUUUGUCUACAUUGUGCAAAUGGUGGCCUGGUUGUGACCUUUACACCGAUUGCGGAUGCCGGUUGCUUGGGUGUGGUGUUGGCAUUGGGGCGGCCUGGUGCUCCGGUUGCGGGUGCCGUGGCCUGGUGCACCGGUUGCGGUUGCCGGCUGCUUGUGUGGUGUUGGCCUUGUAGUGGCCUGGUGCAACGGUUGCGGGUGCCGGUUGCUUGUGUGGUGUUGGCCUUGCAGUGGCCUGGUGCACCGGUUGGGGGUGCCGGUUGCUUGUGUGGUGUUGGCCUUGCGGUAGCCUGGUGCACCGGUUGCGGUUGCCGGUUGCUUGUGUGGUGUUGGCCUUGGGGUGGCCUGGUGCUCCGGUUGCGGGUGCCGGUUGCUUGUGUGGUGUUGGCCUUGCGGUGGCCUGGUGCUCCCGUUGCGGCUGCCGGUUGCUCGUGUGGUGUGGCCUGGUGCACCGGUGGCGGGUGCCGGAUGCUUGUGUGGUGUUGGCCUUGCGGUGGCCUGGUGCACCGGUUGCGGUUGCCGGUUGCUUGUGUGGUGUUGGCCUUGCGGUGGCCUGGUGCUCCGGUUGCGGAUGCCGGUGGUGAUUAUUGCUGGUUGUUAAGCCUCCUGUUUGCCUUGCAGUGGCAGUGUUUUGCCCCGGUUGCGGUCCCGGGUGUUGAUUUCCUCGCAUGCUGGAAUUUGCAUGUUCGAGUAGCAAGUAGCAGCUGGUUCACAACUCAGUGCGAAGCUUUCCAGAGCCAUUCAGCUCUUUUCAUUGUUUCUUUGCUGCUGCAAACGAAAGCCAUGUUUGCUUGGGAAAAAUGCUUAGAAGCAGCAAAGAUCCCAGAGCCUGCGCGAGCCAAACUACUUGAGCUCGGCUUCGACACCCAAGAAGCUUUUUCUUUCAAAGAUGAGAAAGUGUUCGAAGUGUUUGCCAAAGAUUUCUUGCUGGUGGACUUGAAGCUGGACGGCGCAACUGAGACAAAUUGGGCUUGUAAGCCUUUGGUGCAAAAGCUUCGUGCCCUGUGGAUGAAGGGCUGUGGCGGCGGUGCUGCGCCACAAGCUUUGGCAUUGCCUUACACUCCAGUUGUUGUGGGGGCGUGUCCUGGAUCAGGUUUGCUGCUUGGUUCCAACAAAGGUUUGACAGUGGCUGACCGUGACCAGUUGCGCCGUGCCCUGGGGGCAAAGUAUACAGGUUGUGUGGUGGACUUGGAAUCACUUCCUUCCAUGCCUUUUCUUAACAUUGUGAAGACGCAGCAUGACAACAAGGCUUGGGAUUGGUUGCCAUGGAAGAAGGUGUUGAGCGAAAAGGUGGCUUCUGCGCUUAAAGAUAAGAAGCCUGCUCUCGGGCCCCUAGAAGUUUUAUGCGGGGCGAAUGUGGAGGAGCAGUUGGACCGUGAGUUGUCCAAUCAGCCCUUUCCUAUUUUGCAGUUGCUGACAGUGCGUGGGCAUGCGUAUGCCAUGGUUGGGAGCGGGCACUUAGGUAGCUGGACGCUUUACAACAACAGGUUCAUGAAAUUCUAUACUCAGGUGCCAGGACCCCACUUGCGUUUCUGCUCGGCCCAAGAAGCCGAAGAGGCAGACCAAGCUGCAAUGAGAGAAGUCUUCAACUUGUGCUAUGCAGGUUCGAGCAUUGAUGAUGCUUUACAUUCAAUUGCUGUUGACAGGGAUAUGCUCAGGUCUCUCUUGAUGCCUCGUCCAAAGUUGGAAAAGUUGUUCAGCAGAGAGCCAUUGGCGCGGAAGCGCCCAACAGCACCGGCCACAGGUCCAUCAAAAUGCUUACGCAAUGGAGAGUGUUUCAAGUGGCGCCUUGGUGAGUGCAAGCUGAAGAACUGCCGGUUCGCGCAUGCUUGUGCAGCGUGUGGAGCCACAGAUCACCAUGCUGAAAUUUGCAAAGAAGCAAGCGCAGAUCAUCGGAAGAUCCCAAAGACCAAGCCGCGGGGCGGCAAAUUUGAAUGA